Triticum aestivum (bread wheat) is the source of this 1522-nucleotide messenger RNA. Its product is annotated as UPF0481 protein At3g47200. The record is from RefSeq and is a predicted model, not a curated record. The transcript is spliced from 3 exons. Lineage: Eukaryota; Viridiplantae; Streptophyta; Magnoliopsida; Poales; Poaceae. Bases 14 to 1387 code for a protein of 457 amino acids.
ACUUGGUUGCAGGAUGUCGUGGGUGGUGGACAUGGAGAAGAAGCUCGAGGACGCCGAGCAGCCAGACAAGGUUGAGAGAUGGCCGAGGCACUGCAUCGUCCGCGUCCCAUUGCGCUUCAAGAUGGUCGAUGGCAGCGUAUACAAGCCACGGACGGUCUCUCUAGGCCCAUUCCACCACGAUGACGUGGAGCUGAAACCCAUGGAGAUGCACAAGCUGAGGGCCGUCCGUCACCUCCUUCAUCGGGACAGCUGCAAGACUACCCUUGCCGAGCUUGUUGCCGCCGUGGAUGAGGUGGCGGACGAGCUGGAGGACUCCUACAUGGACCUGGGUGACGAGUGGCGGGGCCAGAAGAACAGGGGCAAGUUUCUAGAGAUGAUGAUCAGUGAUGGCUGCUUCCUGCUGGAGGUGAUGAGGGCCGCCGCAAGGAAGCGGUCCAUUCCCAAUGACUACGCGCACGGCGACCCCGUCUUCAGCAGGGACGGCAUCCAGCAGAUCAAGCCCUUCGUCCAGCGCGACAUGCUCAUGGUCGAAAACCAGCUGCCACUGAGGUUGCUCGAGAGGAUAGUCGCCGCGGAGGAUGGCACAUCUCCGAGCGCAGCUUCCAUAAACUCCAUGGUGCUCAAGUUCCUGGAAAGGGAAGAUGCCCCUGAAGAGAUCGUCCUGGGACUCCACCCGCUCGAUAUCUACCGGACGAGCCGACUCAAGCACAAAAGUCAGAGGAAGAGUAACAGAAAGGUUCUUCACAGAGGCAUGCCGACGGCACCGACAACAGAGGAGGUCAACAUGGUUCGCCUGCAGAGAGCGGUGCCCAGAUCCGCGUGGACCCUGUACAAGUCCGGAAUCCGGUUCCUGCCUAGCGGGACGAGCUGCCUUGACGACAUCGAUCUGGUUAACGGGAGGCUCUACAUGCCCAGUGUCCUGCUGGACGACUCCACCGUCUACAGGGUCCUCAACAUGAUGGCGUUCGAGGCGAUCCAUGUCGGCACCCGCGACGACGUGACGGCGUACGUGUUCUUCGUCAAGGACUUGGUCGACUCGGCCCAUGACGUGCGCCUGCUGGCGAGGAAAGGGAUCCUAGAGCACAACCUUGCGGACGACGACGCCGUGGUGAGGCUCUUCAACCGCCUCACCGCGGACGUGUCACAGAACUGGGAGAGUCAGCUUUCCCGCGUGCGCAUGAACGUGGAGCACCACUACCGCUCCAACCACCACAGGAACGGCGUGCACGUCUUUCUGUACGAGUCGUGGGCCAACCUCAGGAGCAAGUACCUCAGGAGCCCGUGGACGCUCCUUGGCCUCCUCACCGCAACCUUGCUCCUCGUCGCUGAAAUCGUGCAGGCCGUAUAUGCAGUCAAAUCCUACUAUGAACCUGACAAGGGCAAUUAAUCCCAAAAUGCGCUCGGAGAAUGCUUCUCUUUUUGUGUGUGUGUCUGUCUAAGUCACCCUCGAGUGAGUCUUUUCUUUUCUCAAGUCCUAGUCGAUUUUACAAAUUUGUUCACGUAUAUGUAUAUCUUACAAAAU